This is a messenger RNA of Prunus mume (Japanese apricot), 1733 nucleotides long. RefSeq names its product cytochrome P450, family 90, subfamily D, polypeptide 1 (gene CYP90D1). Lineage: Eukaryota; Viridiplantae; Streptophyta; Magnoliopsida; Rosales; Rosaceae. Gene Ontology annotation, molecular function: oxidoreductase activity, acting on paired donors, with incorporation or reduction of molecular oxygen, NAD(P)H as one donor, and incorporation of one atom of oxygen; iron ion binding; heme binding. The record is from RefSeq and is a predicted model, not a curated record. Gene Ontology annotation, biological process: brassinosteroid homeostasis; brassinosteroid biosynthetic process; multicellular organism development.
CAAAAUGGACAAUUUGCUGAUUGUACUAAUAUUGGCAGCAACAACAACAACAGCAAUUUUGAUCUUGUCCAUUAUAUUUCUCUACAGAAACAACAGCAACUUGAUCCUGAGAUCUAAACACAGAAGAAGGCCACUUCCUUUAGGCACUCUUGGAUGGCCAUUUCUUGGUGAAACCAUUGAGUUUGUGUCUUGUGCUUACUCUGACUGCCCUGAGAGCUUCAUGGACAAACGCCGCCACUUGUAUGGGAAGGUGUUCAAGUCACACAUAUUUGGAAGUCCAACAAUUGUAUCAACAGAUGCAGAAGUGAGUAAGUUUGUUCUGCAAAGUGAUGCAAAGGCUUUUGUACCAUCUUACCCAAAAUCUCUCACUGAGUUGAUGGGAAAGUCCUCUAUAUUGCUUAUCAAUGGAGCCUUGCAGAGAAGAGUCCAUGGACUCAUAGGAGCCUUCUUUAAGUCUCCACAUCUCAAAGCUCAAAUCACCACAGACAUGCAGAAGUAUGUCCAGCAAUCAAUGGCAAAUUGGAGAGAUGAUCGUCCCAUUUACAUACAAGAUGAAACCAAAAAUAUUGCAUUCCAAGUACUUGUCAAGGCAUUGAUUAGUUUGGAUCCUGGUGCAGACAUGGAGUUCCUAAAGAAACAGUUCCAAGAAUUCAUUGCUGGCCUUAUGUCUCUACCCAUAAACAUUCCUGGAAGCAGACUUUACAGAUCAUUACAGGCAAAGAAGAAAAUGAUCCAGCUUGUACAGAAAAUUAUACAAGCUAGAAAAAACGAGACUAGUAGCAUCUCCAACAAGGUUGCCAGAGAUGUGGUAGAUGUUUUGCUAAGUGACACAAGUGGGCAAUUGACAGAUGAUCUGGUAGCAGAUAACAUGAUUGAUAUGAUGAUACCAGGGGAGGAUUCAGUCCCAGUUCUUAUGACUCUUGCAAUCAAAUACCUCUCAGAUUCCCCCACUGCUCUUCAACAGUUAACAGAGGAGAACAUGAAGUUAAAAACACUCAAAGAUCAGCUUGGAGAGCCAUUGUGUUGGAGUGAUUACUUAUCCUUACCAUUUACACAAAAUGUGAUCACAGAAACUCUAAGGAUGGGAAACAUCAUCACUGGGGUGAUGAGGAAGGCCAUGAAAGAUGUUGAGAUAAAAGGGUAUCUAAUACCAAAGGGCUGGUGUGUCUUCACAUAUUUCAGAUCAGUUCAUCUGGAUGAGAACAACUAUGAUUGGCCUUAUGACUUCAAUCCAUGGAGGUGGCAAGACAAAGACAUGAGCAGCUCUAAAUUCACUCCUUUUGGAGGUGGACAAAGGCUGUGUCCUGGGCUUGACUUAGCUAGGCUGGAAGCCUCCAUCUUUUUACACCACUUUGUCACUCAAUUCAGGUGGGUGGCUGAGGAGGACACGAUUGUUAACUUUCCCACAGUAAGAAUGAAGAGGAGGAUGCCAAUAAGGGUCCAAAGGAAAGGGGACCACUAGAGCCAGCCUCAAAUUUGGCCAGAAAGUUUAGGUAAUUUGCACACAGAUGAUACAAAACAACCAGGACAUGAAAAGACAACAAAGAAAAGUGUUUUUAGCCCCAGUGCACACGUGUGGUGCAUCUGGCUCAUUUUGUCUUAUUUGAUAGUUUAUUGCACAUAUAGACAAUACAAUUAUCCGACCAAGAAAUAGACAAGUAUAUCAUUUUUGUGGGCCCCCUAAUUAAAUCCCUUGGUUUUUCACUUGUUCCUUUUUUUUUUUUUUUUUUCAU